UGGUAAUCAACCAAAGAACCCAGACCUAUAUAAACCCCUGUAGCUGAAGGGUUCGCAUGUUCUGAAACUCCAGACACAGCGGCAAUGGCGGUUACGCAAAGCUCCGAUGACAAUUCGAAAAAACCGGUAGAGACAGGAAUUGAACCUUCCCAAGUAGAAGGUGCAGAUGCUGGUCCAUGUGGGCUUACACAACUGAGAAAAUCUGAUGGUCCUUCAACCAGACACCGGGACAUCAGUAUGGAUACUUGUGGGAUUGUUAAGAGUUACAAGCUAAAGAGAAACCGAACUAAAAGCAAUGAGUCAGAUAGCCUUUCUGAUAUUGAUGAUGCUGAGGUUCUUGGGUACCUUAACAAGAAGGAGGAGAUCUAUUACAAAAGGAUUUUAUGGGAAGCAAUGCAUGGAAAAUCUACAGAAGCCAAGAAACAGAAACGAACAACUGAAACAAAGAAAGGCGUCUCUGUCAAGAAAGCUACUACUAAAACCACCACAAAAGCAGAGUUCCAGAGGCCGAGCUCAAGGAUUAAUUACGAUGCUCUAAAAAUCCUGAAUGAUGAGCUUGAGCACAGUUCUGAAGCUACUCCGAUGAUAAGCUCGGACUCUUACGGGAGUAAGAAUUCACAAUAUGGGUUGCGUGGAUCUACAAAUAGUGAUAUGAGUUGCUGCAAAGAUGAUGAAGAUUUUGGUCAUCACGAUGGUGAGAUGCGUAGUGAAUAUGGAGAUGAAUAUGUCGAUGAUGAGUACUUCGAUUUCUGAGAAGUGGAGAAAAGUCCUGUGUUUGUGAUGAGGCCAUAGAACAGAUUAGUAAUAUCACAAAGUUCUGUAUUUUGUGGGAUGUAGAGCAUGUUACACCGACUAUACGCAGUAUGCUAAAUUAGCAAAUGAAUAUGAAACUCGGUUACAGUGAACAUUUUGGCAAAAUGACACCCAAUCCAAAUUAA
This is a messenger RNA of Sesamum indicum (sesame), 938 nucleotides long. RefSeq lists its product as uncharacterized. The record is from RefSeq and is a predicted model, not a curated record. NCBI's taxonomy places the organism in Eukaryota, Viridiplantae, Streptophyta, Magnoliopsida, Lamiales, Pedaliaceae.